Cydia strobilella is the source of this 2449-nucleotide messenger RNA. Its product is annotated as myosin-11-like. The transcript is spliced from 18 exons. NCBI's taxonomy places the organism in Eukaryota, Metazoa, Arthropoda, Insecta, Lepidoptera, Tortricidae. Bases 1 to 2430 code for a protein of 809 amino acids. The record is from RefSeq and is a predicted model, not a curated record.
AUGGAUGGUUGGAGUUUUCCUCCAGAGAAGGGGCUUAACAGCCGUUCGCUGCGGGGUCAUGGUAGAGUGCACUGGCGUUCCCAUGGCCUCGCCUUACAGCACCGAGGCGACAGACAGGUGGUUUUAGUGGGUAUACCGGACUUACGUGGGCUGCCGGUUGCGGUAGCUGUUAAGAAGAAGGGCAGUUCCCACAGCGUGCCGUCGCCAAGAAAACAAUCUUAUACCGAUGAUCCAACAUGCUCCACUGUACAAUCUGCCGUGUCAGCAGAAGACAUACCUGCAACAAAAGAACCUGGAUCCUCUGAAGCUAUCAAAACUAAACCUUUGAAUAAAAAUGUUAAGCUGAAUCAAGAAACGGUAUUACCCCAGACUGCUCAAUCAGAAGGUGGACUUGAAGAUAAGCGGCAAGAGUUUUUAAAAUUUCGAAAGCAAUUUAUUCAACAGCAGAAUGAGUACAUCGAUCGAUACACCCAAUUGCGUGACAUGGAGGCAAGGUCUGGCAUGCUCAAUUCGCGGCCCAUCGGAGAGGUGCGUGUGCUGUCCGUCACAGACUGGCCGGCCCAUGACCUGCUGCUCAUGACCGAGGCCUCGUCCACGCAGCCCCGAACUGAAAUUAAAGGAGUUCUUGGGCCGAAGAUACUCCAGCAGCUAACUGUUCAGCUUUGUGAGGUACGCGAUGAAGUCCUAGCCAUGGGUACCGAGCUGAUAAGGCGACGCCUGGAUAUAUUGAAAUUUGUACGCGCUAUACAACGCAACGAGAACAGGGUGUUUGUUUACGAAGGUCAAAAUAUAGUGUGGCAAACUAAGAACGCCGAGUUGGAUGAAGAAACUACAAAGUUACGAGAACUUGUUUUAACAACGGUUAAAAAUGUAGAAUAUAAACUAACUCAGAGCUUAGACGCUGCCAAAAUGCCUUGGAAGGAUAGAGACAAUCUGUUGAAAAAAAUAGAGUGUUUACAAAGAGAGCUUUCUAUACUCAAGAAAAGUAAACAAAAGGAGGAUACCAUCAGCGAUAACAAGAAAAUUUUAGAGGAUUUGCACCGAGAGCGAGCUUCUUGUGCCAGAAUGAAAGAGAUGCUGGCAGCAGCGGAGGACAGGGCCACGGCGGCGCGAGCGCGCUGUGCUGAGCUCGAGCGCCAACACAGUGCCAACGCCAACACAAGCCGCCCCAAGUGGGCGGGUGGCCCCAGACAAUUGUUUCUACAGCAUAGUAAUUGUUGUGGAGUAAGCCAUGACACUCAUAUAAAAAAAUCAGAGCCUCAAAAGAAUGAAGUAACUAUUGAAGUGUUAUCCAGGCAACGCGAUGCACUGCAGUUAAAAGUCAAAGAAUUUCAAGAACGUGCCACAGUAUUAAUGCAAGAGGCUGAGAAGCGAGAAUCUCAGCUAGCGUCUCUACUGUCGAAGCUAGAGGAUCAGGAACAAAGAAAGCAAUCAUCGGAAACACUGGCCCAGGAGACAGAAAUACGUUUAAAAGAUCUACAGGAGCAAUAUAAAUUGUUGCAAGAACGUUGCCGUGCUUUGGUUGAAGCACAGCACAUGAAAUGUCUGGAAUACUUGCCUCGGAAAGUUCCAUGUUCAUGUCAAGAUUUAGACAUUCUGUAUGACCUGCAAGCAACAAAGAACGCCCUAGGGCGCGUCAAUAAAGACCUGGAGGUCAGUCGUGCGGACAAGAAAGGCUUGAAUCGACUUGAAAACGAGAAGGAGGAGGAGUUGCAAACAGACGAACAAACAAUUGCAAACUUGCAGAACAAAAUUGAAGAACUUACAGAAAAUAAGAAAAUAAUGGAAGAAAGCCUGACAUGCUAUGAGAAUCAGAUCUCCGCUCUUCGGACGGAAGUCAGUCUGCUACGAAGUUUUAACGGUUACAAAUCCUGCGAUUACGAAACUCCCCAUGAAGAACUGGAAAGCCAAGUUUUCGAGCUGUGCUCGCAAGUGGAGCGGCUGAAGCGCGAGCGUGAGGCGCUGGCUUCGGAAGCGAUGGCGCGCACGCUGCUGCUGGAGCGGCACGAGCGCUGUGCGGAAAUGUUCGCACGCGUCACUCGCGCCAAACACGAGCUCGCCGCGCAACUCACGGAAACCGUUAAUUCUACGCCAUCCAUGCCACACCGAGUGGGUAGUAGCGAGUUGUCAAACCUGAUGUCAAAGACGUACCUGAGUAGCGCGAGCACCUGGUCCGCGCUGCGUGUCGAACGCGCCCGCGUGCUGCGGCUCGAGGGCGUCGUGCACGCGCAGGCGCAGCAACUAGAGCGCGAGAGCUACGUGCGCAUCAAGCAGGACCGCCGGCGCGCGCAGCUCGAGCGCGAGCUCCUACGAACGUGGGCUACCGGCUCACAAAGCCAAAACAAGUUCAAGGAAGCUGAUACGCUAACCACCGACUCCUUAUACGUAUGUAAGAAAGAGACCAUACCGAAUCUAGAAUUAGCGCAGUAACGCGUCUAUCGCAACAAGU